GAAGUAGAAAUGGGUGGUUUUGAUAGUGAAUUCCAAUUUAGAAUUAAUAAUGAUCCUCAUAAUCAAAUUUUUUUAAUCGAUUUACCUUUUGAAACGCCAGUAAAAGAAGCCAUUCCUAUAAUUAAAGAUAAGAUGGAAGCUCAAGAUAACCCAGUUUCGAAGUUUGAUCUUUAUGCCGAUACUCCCUUUCUACCACCAAUGAAGUUGGGACCAAAUGAUAAAAUUUCUGAAUAUUUUAACGUUAACCAUCCCGAUAAGAAUUACAUUAUUAUAAAACCAUCUCCCAAUCCUAUCAAAGAUGCUAAAUCCACCAUUUCACCAACUCCAACCGACUUCGGAUCUCUUAAAAAGGAAACAGAAUUAAUAACUUGUGGUGAUGACGAUGAUGUUGAAG
Messenger RNA from Diversispora eburnea, 394 nucleotides. NCBI's taxonomy places the organism in Eukaryota, Fungi, Glomeromycota, Glomeromycetes, Diversisporales, Diversisporaceae. The record is from the annotation of a GenBank genome assembly.